Symbiodinium sp. CCMP2456 is the source of this 393-nucleotide messenger RNA. Lineage: Eukaryota; Dinophyceae; Suessiales; Symbiodiniaceae. The record is from the annotation of a GenBank genome assembly.
AUGUCGCUUGCCGUGGUAGACGAAGGAGAAGCUGAUGGGAAUCGCCCGCAUCCACAUGGACUUGACACCUGCAGGACUGCUCGGCCUUUGCGGAUUGUUGGGCUCACCGGCCUUCUUGGCACGAUUUCCAUUGACCUGCAGACAACGGUGACCGAGGCGCAGAAGAUGAUUGCCAAGUCUCUAAACAUCCCUGUACCGGAACAACACCUCAUCAGCCAAAGCCGAUGCCUUUCCUGCAAUGAGCUUUUGGGUGGCGCCCUGGGGGAGAACCUCGAGGUGACGCUGCUCAGGUGUGACAGGAAGACCUUGAUACUAGAGUCGGCGAAGCAGACAGGAUCAGUGGCACUCGAGCGAGCACGACGCAUGGUGAAACUUUCGGGCAGCAUCUCUUGA